AUGGCGGCCGUGGCCGCCUCUGCCGCGCUGAAGCGGCUGGAUCUGCGCGACCCCGCGGCGCUUUUCGAGACACAUGGAGCGGAGGAAAUCCGCGGGUUGGAGCGCCAGGUUCGGGCCGAGAUCGAGCACAAGAAAGAGGAGCUGCGGCAAAUGGUGGGCGAGCGGUACCGCGACCUGAUCGAGGCGGCCGACACCAUCGGCCAGAUGCGCCGCUGCGCCGAGGGGCUGGUGGACGCCGUGAAGGCCACCGACCAGUACUGCGCCCGGCUCCGCCAAGCCGGCUCGGCCGUCCCCCGGCCGCCGCGGGACCCACAGCCCCAGCAGCCGUCCCAGGAGAAGUUCUACAGCAUGGCUGCCCAGAUCAAGCUACUCUUAGAAAUUCCCGAGAAGAUCUGGAGCUCAAUGGAGGCCUCCCAGUAUCUGCACGCCACACAGCUCUACCUGCUUUGCUGCCACCUUCACAACCUGCUCCAGCUGGAUUCCUCUAGUUCCCGGUACAGCCCGGUCCUCUCACGGUUCCCCAUACUCAUCCGGCAGGCCGCAGCGGCCGGCCACUUCCGGUCAACUAUUCUGCAUGAAAGUAAGAUGCUGCUCAAGUGCCAGGCCGUGUCUGACCAAGCUGUAGCAGAGGCCCUGUGCUCCAUAAUGCUCUUAGAAGAGAGUUCUCCUCGCCAAGCCCUAACAGACUUCCUGUUGGCCAGAAAGGCAGCUAUUCAGAAACUUCUCGACCAGCCACACCAUGGUGCCGGCAUCAAGGCCCAGGUUUGCUCAUUAGUAGAGCUGCUAGCCACCACUUUGAACCAAGCUCAUGCUCUUUUCUACACUUUACCGGAAGGUCAGCUGCCAGAUCCAUCCCUGCCAUGUGGCUUGCUCUUCUCAACUCUGGAGACCAUCACAGGCCAGCAUCCUACCGGAAAGGGUGCCGGCGUUCUGCAAGAGGAGAUGAAGCUCUGCAGCUGGUUCAAACACCUGCCGGCAUCCAUCAUCCGGUUCCAGCCAGCUCUCCGAACCCUGGCACAGCCCAUCAGCCAGGAGUACCUGAAAGACACGCUGCAGAAAUGGAUCCACAUGUGUAAUGAAGACAUUAAAAAUGGGAUCACCAACCUGCUUAUGUACGUGAAAAGCAUGAAAGGUCUCGCAGGGAUCCGCGAUGCCAUGUGGGAAUUACUUACCAAUGAAUCCACCAAUCACAGCUGGGAUGUGAUAUGUCAGCGGCUUCUGGAGAAGCCGCUCUUGUUCUGGGAGGAUCUGAUGCAGGAGCUGUUCUUUGACCGAUUACAGACUUUGACAAAAGAAGGCUUUGACUCCAUCUCCACCAGCUCCAAGGAACUGCUCAUUUCAGCCCUGCAGGAGCUUGAGGGCAACACCAGCAACUCCACUUCAAAUAAGCACCUCCACUUUGAGCACAACAUGUCUCUCUUCCUCUGGUCCGAGAGCCCCCAAGACCUGCCUCCCGACGCCGCCUGGGUCAGCGUGGCGCACCGGGGGCACUUUGCUGGCAGUGGACUCUCCAUGAAAGCACAGGCCGUUAGCCCUUGUGUCCAGAACUUCUGCUCUGCCCUAGAUUCUAAACUGAAGGUGAAGCUCGAUGACCUCCUGGCUUACCUUCCCUCUGCUGACGCGUCCCUGCCCAAGGACGUCUCCCCCGUGCCAGCCCAGAGCCGUGCCUUUGACAGGUAUGCAGAUGCCGGGACUGUGCGGGAGACGCUGCAGACUCACUCGGUGGCGUGCAUCAAGCACAUCACAGACCACAUCCGGGCAGAGCUGCAGAGCGUCGAACAGGUUGUGCAGGGGCAGCAGGAUGUCCUCAGUGGUGUCAAGUUGCAUUCAGUCCUUUUCAUGGCCAGACUCUGCCAAUCUCUGGGAGAACUGUGUCCCCACCUGAAGCAGUGCAUCUUGGGAAAGUCGGGAAGCUCCGAGAGACCAGCAAGGGAUCCCAGGGCUCUGAAAAAACAGGGAAAGGGGAAAACGCGGGAAAUAAUUCCUACGCAGGGGAAAUGGCAGGAAGUUAAGGAACUCCUCCUCCAGCAGAGCGUGAUGGGCUACCGCGUCUGGAGCUCAGCAGUUGUGAAGGUUUUGGCUCAUGGAUUCACCCAGUCGUUACUUUUAGACGACGCCGGCUCAGUGCUGGCCACAGCCACCAGCUGGGAUGAGCUAGAAAUCCAAGAGGAAGCAGAGUCUGGCAGCAGCGUCACGUCCACAAUCCGACUCCCUAUACAGCCAUCCUGGUAUGUCCAGUCCUUCCUGUUUAGCCUCUGCCAGGAAAUUAAUCGGGUUGGAGGCCACGCUUUGCCAAAAGUGACACUGCAGGAGAUGCUGAAAAGCUGUAUGGUCCAAGUGGUGGCUGCCUAUGAGAAACUAGCAGAAGAAAAACAGGUGAAGAAAGAAGGUGCCUUCCCGAUGACCCAGAAUCGGGCCCUGCAGCUGCUUUAUGAUCUGCGUUAUCUCAACAUUGUUCUGACAGCCCGGGGUGAGGAGGUGAAAAGUGGCCGCAGCAAACAGGACUCUAGAAUUGAGAAAGUGGCUGACUAUCUGGAAGCACUCAUUGACCCAUUUGACCUGGAUGUUUUCACACCACACCUCAACAGCAACCUUAAUCGCCUGGUGCAACGAACUUCUGUUCUAUUUGGAUUGGUCACUGGAACAGAGAAUCAUUUCACCCCCAGGAGCUGCACAUUCAACUCCCAAGAACCCCAUAACAUACUGCCCCUAGCGUCGAGUCAGAUCAGGUUUGGACUUCUUCCCCUGAGCAUGACAACUACCCGAAAGGCCAAAUCAACCAGCGGAAGCAUCGAAACCAAAGGCCAGGUUGUCCCCCCGGCACUCUCAAGAGCAGGUGACCCAACGCAGCCUGGCUCCUUGUUCCGACAGCUGGUCAGUGAGGAAGAAGACGCAUCCACGCCUUCAUUAUUCAAGCUAGGUUGGCUCUCUAGUAUGACUAAAUAACACGGGAACAUAUCCGUCUCUCUCUAAAUAAAUACUACAUCAUUUCUGCUAA
Odobenus rosmarus divergens (Pacific walrus) is the source of this 2998-nucleotide messenger RNA. RefSeq names its product component of oligomeric golgi complex 1 (gene COG1). Gene Ontology annotation, cellular component: Golgi apparatus; COG complex. The coding region runs from base 1 to 2946 and encodes 981 amino acids. Gene Ontology annotation, biological process: intra-Golgi vesicle-mediated transport. The transcript is spliced from 14 exons. Lineage: Eukaryota; Metazoa; Chordata; Mammalia; Carnivora; Odobenidae. The record is from RefSeq and is a predicted model, not a curated record.